AUGAGCGCAGGAGAACACAACAGAAACCAUAUUGAUGAAACCAUCAAGACCCAAACUCUUGAAAAAUUAGUUGAAAAUUUUGUCAAUAAGGGUUAUCCAGAAUUCAAACCAAUUCAACACACCACCCAAGUUGUUUCAGGAAUUAAUCACAAGUACAAGAUUCAAGUUGGAAAGAAUGCUUAUAUUCAUUGUAAAAUUCAUGAAAAUACCAAGGGUGAAUUGUCUGUCAUUUCUGUAGAUGAAGGAAAGACCUUAUCCGAUGCUUUGUAA
Molecule: messenger RNA, 270 nt
Organism: Naegleria fowleri
Lineage: Eukaryota; Heterolobosea; Eutetramitea; Acrasida; Naegleriidae
Exons: 1
Coding region: 1-270 (89 amino acids)
Cellular component (GO): cytosol
Molecular function (GO): cysteine-type endopeptidase inhibitor activity
Source: RefSeq, a predicted model, not a curated record